Molecule: messenger RNA, 1376 nt
Organism: Lactuca saligna
Lineage: Eukaryota; Viridiplantae; Streptophyta; Magnoliopsida; Asterales; Asteraceae
Source: the annotation of a GenBank genome assembly
GACCGCCUUACAAAUUCCUUUCAAUCCUUUUCGAGCUUCCCCAGUCUUUCCUCCUUCUCUCUUUCACCGUCUGCCUUUCAUUCAUUCAUAUACGUUUCACACACACACACAACUCCAGAACCCUCUUCUCCAUUAAUUCCUCCAUUUUUUUCAAAGGGUAAAGAUUGAAGAUUGUAAGUUCAAUUCGAACAAAGACAUGGUGAGUCCAAUCGGUAAAAUGGAGCAUCAGGAACUCGGUCCGCCAUGGUUGAUACCAAUGCUAAGAGCUGAUUACUUUACCACUUGUCGUUUCCAUGGAGAUGCUAAUAAAAGUGAAUGCAACAUGUAUUGCUUGGACUGCUGUGGUAACUCUCUCUGUUCCUACUGUUUGACCCAUCACAAAGAUCAUCGUGUUGUUCAGAUACGAAGAUCUUCCUACCAUAACGUGGUUAGGGUGAACGAGAUUCAAAGAUUUCUGGACAUUUCGUGUGUACAAACGUACAUUAUCAACAGCGCGAAGAUAGUGUUCUUGAACGAACGACCUCAGCCUAGGCCUGGUAAAGGUGUCACCAAUCACUGUGAGAUUUGUGGUCGGAGUCUCGUUGAUGCUUUCCGUUUUUGUUCCCUUGGUUGCAAGCUUGGUGGGAUGAAGAGAGGUGAUCGGGAGUUGAGCUUCACUCAAAAGAUGAAACAUGGCCGGGAGUUUUAUGAACCAGAAGAACCGGUGACACCUAAAAAGGUCCGAAGGUCACAUUUAUUCAACCAGCUUAUCGACACCAAUAUGUUUCAGUUCAAUCUUUAUGGGCGUAAUGGGUCUGAUAUGUCGUGUUCCUCCACCUCCGGUGAUGAAACCCCCAACAUGUCUCCGGGAACUCCACCCAUAUUCAACCACCGGAAUUCCAGCCGGAGAAAGGGCAUUCCUCGCCGGGCACCUUUUUAAUGGUCUGUGAAAGAAAAAGUCAAAAGCAAGGGCCAAGGUGGUUUACUGGUUUAAUAUUUAACUUCCAUAUCUUAUCCAUGGUUAUGGGUUCAAGGUCGUUCUUAUACAAAGGUGAAUAUACGUGUGGACAUAUAGUGUAGUUUGUGAAAAAGGUUAUAUAUAUAUAUAUAUAUGUAUACUGGCUAAAUAUAAAUUAGAAUAAGAUUUUGUGUUGGGUUUUAUGUUUUUAUUUUUUAUUUUUAGCAAAAGAAAAAGAAGUAACUUAGAUUGUAUAUGAAAUGUACAGUGGUAGACACUUAUAAUAAUAUGUAAAUGUAGAAUAAAUAUUGUGAAAAGGUUUCGAUAUGAUAUAAUAUAAUAUGAUAGAUAUGGUUGCGGGAACUCUUGGGAAGUAUGUAUGUAUGUAUGUAUGUGGUAAAAGAUGAUGGGGGUGUGUGAAUGUACAAGUGUUUGAAGC